CAAUGUUGCGAAAUCAGUCUAAAUGCACCUUAUGUUGAAACGAAAAGUUGAUUUUCGAGAAAAAUAUAUUGAUGCGUUUCCAAGUAUUAAACGUGGAAGAAACGAACAAGAGGCUAUUUGCAAAGUGUGUGGAUUUACGGCUAAUGGGACUGCGCAGCCUUUGCAGCUGGCCUCUGGUGCCACCAGGGCACCCCAGGAGGACGAUGCAUCCUCGCCCCCACCGUCGCCACUUGCCGACCCCAUGGACCUACACCCACCAUCGCCAUCGCCGUCAGCGCCCCAGCACAUGCCCUUGGGUCUGGAUGUGUCCUGGCAGCAGUUUUCCGGAUGGCGGGGUAUGGUCGGGAUUCCGCUGUCCUCCACCGUCACGGCUCAUGGCGCAUCACAGUGUCCAGCAUCUUCACUGCAGUGUGCACCCAGUCCGCGUCUAAAUCGCUGUCCGGAGUACGACGCCUUGGCCGACCAGUACCAAAGGGAACGGGAGGUUCUUAUGGCCGUGAGAAAAAUGGCAACUGACAGGGUGGCCACUGAGUUCUUCGGGUUGCAGUGA
Molecule: messenger RNA, 550 nt
Organism: Schistocerca serialis cubense
Lineage: Eukaryota; Metazoa; Arthropoda; Insecta; Orthoptera; Acrididae
Exons: 3
Coding region: 23-550 (175 amino acids)
Source: RefSeq, a predicted model, not a curated record